Serinus canaria (Common canary) is the source of this 5760-nucleotide messenger RNA. It is a transcript of the gene DCUN1D5, whose product is annotated as defective in cullin neddylation 1 domain containing 5. The coding region runs from base 135 to 833 and encodes 232 amino acids. Gene Ontology annotation, molecular function: cullin family protein binding; ubiquitin conjugating enzyme binding; ubiquitin-like protein binding. Gene Ontology annotation, cellular component: ubiquitin ligase complex. The record is from RefSeq and is a predicted model, not a curated record. Gene Ontology annotation, biological process: positive regulation of ubiquitin-protein transferase activity; protein neddylation. Lineage: Eukaryota; Metazoa; Chordata; Aves; Passeriformes; Fringillidae. The transcript is spliced from 8 exons.
ACCAGCAGGAACGGGGUCUCCUCUCGUUUCCUCACCGCCGAUCUUGGGAGGCGGCGGCUGCCAGGGGAAGCAAGCCCGGGGGGGCCUCGGCUGCGGGCCCCGGCAGCGGGGCGGCCCCGCCCCGAGGCAGGACGAUGCCGGUGAAGAAGAAGAGGAAGUCCUCGGGGGCGGCGGCGGCGGAAGACACCGGUCUCAAGAAAUGUAAACUCGGCAGAUCACAAGCAUCUGGUAAAGUAAUAAGUGGAGAGGAACAUUUUUCAAGCAAAAAGUGCCUGGCUUGGUUUUAUGAAUAUGCAGGUCCUGAUGAAGUUGUAGGCCCUGAAGGAAUGGAAAAAUUCUGUGAAGACAUCGGUGUUGAACCUGAAAAUAUCAUUAUGUUAGUUUUAGCCUGGAAACUAGAGGCUGAAAGCAUGGGAUUUUUUACCAAGGAAGAAUGGUUAAAAGGAAUGACCUCAUUACAGUGUGACUGUACAGAAAAAUUACAGAGUAAAUUUGACUUCUUACGGUCACAGUUGAAUGACAUUUCAUCCUUUAAGAAUAUCUACAGAUACGCCUUUGAUUUUGCAAGGGAAAAAGACCAGCGAAGUCUUGAUAUUGAUACUGCAAAGUCCAUGUUAGCUCUUCUGCUCGGAAGAACUUGGCCACUGUUUUCAGUAUUUUAUCAAUACCUGGAGCAAUCGAAGUAUAGAGUUAUGAACAAGGAUCAGUGGUACAAUGUACUAGAGUUCAGCAGAACUGUCCAUGCAGAUCUUAGCAACUAUGAUGAAGAUGGUGCAUGGCCUGUACUUCUGGAUGAAUUUGUUGAAUGGCAGAAAGUUCGUCAAGCGUCAUAGCAAGAAUUCAAAAGAAAAUGCAAAAGUUUUUUUUUGGUGCCCGCCUGUACACAAAGUAAUGAGAAAAACAAAGGAUUGCAUUUUCAUUCAAAAGAAAGACUUUACAGUAAUUUUUUUUUCCUUUUUUAAGGAGACUUUCUUGUUACAUGUGAUAUGGGCAUUGAACCACACCUCUUCUGAGACUGAAAGUUGGAGUUCUUGUUUUGAGUCUUAUGUUUAUAGCGUUUAUUUCAGAACAAUAAAGAUUCAGAUUUGUGACAAAGGCCUAAAAGUGAAGGAUGUCCCUUGAAUGUGAGUGUGGUGUCUAUUUUUAAAACCAAAUCUAUAAGAUAUCUUUCUCAGAAGUGCCCUUUGUUAUGAAUUUUUGAAGACCUUAAAAUGCUUAAUUGGCACUGUUGCUUGCUGUUGGUGUGAUUGUCUGUGUGGCAGAUGUUAGAAAGAAUGACUGAUUUUGGAAGCCCUGGGUGGGAGUGUGCUAAUUUGUGUAGUAUGGAUUGGUCAUGGGUUGUGCCACAGUUUUCAGCUCCUCAUGAAGAUAAAGGCCUUAAACUCCUGCUGUUGUGUUUUAUUUCUUUGUUUAUUCCCCACCCAGUGGCAUGGCAUUUAAUGGCAGACCCUUUCAAAGUAGAAAGUUGUAGAAGAAAUGGCUCUGUGUGCAGAAUGGCUGAAAACUAGUUGCCUGUACAUCAGAUACUGAACACAGAUACUCUGGUACAGCAAGGCAGCUUCAGAUUUUUACUGCUAUUUAGGCUUUUUUGAUUGCUUUGUACAAGUGCAAUUUAUAUUUUAAAAGGGAAAAUUGGGAAGACUUGGUUUCAGGCUUUUCUUCUUACAUGUUUUAGACUGGAGGCGCUCCUGACUUUUUUUCAUCCCUGGAUGGUUUUCAUAAUAUAAAUGAAGAAGCAACUAUUUAAUCACCUACAUUUGACCAAGUAACAGGCUGUAUAUAACAGGAUAUUAAAUGUCACCCUGUUACUCGGCGUUCUGAGUCCCAAACUACUGUGAUUGCCCUUUUAGACAUUCAGUAUUCAUGACAACCUUUAUAUACAGUAGAAGUUUCUCACUCUACCUCCGUGCCCAGGAGACUCAAUGCCACCCUUGAGAAGGAGAGAGAUUUUAAUCAGUAAAUGUGAAAAACCAAAUCAGAAUGAAAGAAUGAAGCAUUUGCAACUUCUGCUUUACUAUAUAAAUGUAUUAUACAGACUGUGAUAAUACUGGAAGACUCAGUUGGUGAUCAAGGCCUGUGUGCCAAAUAUUUUAAGAAGUGAAAUAAGAAUAGAAAAUGUAAGCUAGGCAUGACUUGAAGAUCUUUGCCUCAGGGAAAUUACUUCUGUUUUGCACAUCCCUUAGUCAGACUAAGAAGCGUGAGUUUUCCUGUCCUUAAGGAAAGCUGUAUUUCCAAUAUGUUUUUUUUUUUAAGAAGGAGGGUGGAAAAAAAAGCAAAGGUAUGAAGAGAAAUAAGGGGUACCAACUCAUGCUGUGUGCCUGUGCUCUUUUUCUACUACCAAGUACCACACUUGCAGCUUCUCUUAGAGAUGUGCUUGCUGUGGGCUGUUCUGCAAGUCACCUUGAACUGUCGAAGCCUGGUUUCACCCAAGUGAGAAAAGCGCUGGCAGAAAAGAUACUUGAAAGAUUUCUGCUUGUACAAUGGCUAGUGUUUGUGUGCAUGUAAACAGAUGCACUACAGCUGCUCUAAAUAUGUUUUCCCCUAUUUUACAGAAAGUACCUAAUUUUAGACCUCGUGUAAGCUGCAGGAUUUCCCUUCAAUAUGUUACAAGUUAUCCAUUUGCAUUGCUGAUAAUCCUGAUUUCACUCAUAACAGAGUGCCUUUCAUUUAGGAAUUGCCCUACCCCAUAGAAAGCUUGUGCCAGAAUGAGAUUAAUUUCAACAGUCCUAAGACCUGCUGGUACAAUAAGGUCCUGAGAUGCACAGAUAAACAUGCACCGUGUAACUGAUGUCAAGGGAUGUACUGCUGUAUAUUAAAUCUCUUCAGGGAUGCUGAUUCUGAAAUGGCUUUCAAGUUCACUGCAAUGACUCUCCUUGCAUACUGUAUUUAGUCCCCACUACGGUGUUCUCUUUCCACCAGAAAUACUGGUCAGAAGAAUCUUUUAUAGCUUGAUUUUUUUAAAAAAUCAUUGCUUUUAGGUAACUGCAAGCUGUUGUGAAUUCAAUUUAAACAUUUGGCCCUAGAGGAUGAUAUUAGAGUGUAAAAGUAGGUGCGAUGCACCUACCAAUCUGAGUUAAGUACUUGCCAUUAAGGUGUAAGACACUGUGUAAUGUAUCAUUUGUAUCUGUUAAGGUUUUAUCAGUAUUCCUAUAAUAAAUCCAUGUUUCAGGGAUUUACAAUGUGGUUGUGUGAGUGAUUGAAAAUAAUCAGUUACUGUAAAACUUUGGGGAUUAAUGUAUUUAAACUAGUUGAAAUAGUUUUUCAAGUUUGAAUAAAAUAGAAUUCUAAGUCCUGUUUUUUUGCUUAAAACAGCAGUGAGGUGUACUGUUUCAGUGUGAAUUAAUGGCUCGUACAGUUUCAUUGUGAACUGAUCAUGUUUAUUAGCUGUUUUAUUACAUCACCUUACAGUUUAUUGUGGAUUAGUGCCAAUAGCUGUUAACAUUUGUUUUGUUUUUUAAUUUUGUGCAUGUCCACAAGUCAAAACUUGACUUCUGCUUUCUUUAGUCUUUGAAUUUUAGUCUUUGUUUUGCUCAGGUGUAUUUCAGUCUAUGGAAUUUUUUUUAAAGUUAUGCCUUAUCUUUCAGUGUUCUAAGAUGAAAGGUCACAUGUGAAAUAUGCUGCCACAGUAUGACAAAUUGAAGGUGAAAUGUCUUCCAAAAUUAAAUCAUAGUGGUGUCUAUCUUAAUGCUAUAAAUUUCACAUUAAUCUCACUUUCACUUCUUGACAUUAGUUGUUCCUAACAUCAUUAAUCACUUCUAGUUUUCUUAGGCAACUAACAGUUUUCAGUUUAAAAUCUGAAAACACCCACCUAUUCAUGGGAAAAGCCAUACUGGUAGAUCAAAAUGUAGUAUUUCUCCUAUGUAAAAAUGUGAUCUUGAAUUGAACAGUUGUGUCUGUUUACCUAUGUCUUUAACUAUAUAUGUAGUUUUGAUUCAGUUUCUCUUUACUGUUUAAAUUGGCUUCCUUAGUUCUUUACUGAUGGCUAUAAUUUCACUUUUCUAUGUAACAGGCUUUGAAUUUGGCUUUUGACAUGACCACGGACAUCAGCUUGGUACCUGUUUUGAGUAGCCUGGAUGAGGGCCCUGUGGUCUCUGUGGCUUUUGUUCAGGAUUUUGGGUUUUUUUUUGUAUUUGUCAAAAGCUUUGUGCAGAUACAGUGGUCAUGACUGCACAAAAAUUGCAAAAGGAACCAUAAGUUCAAUGUUUCUGAUGUUUUCAUAUUUUGAGCUAGUAAAUACUUCCUUCAAAGCAAAAUUUAGAAACUUGUACAGGUUUAGCUUUAUUAAGUGUGAUGAAUAAAAUGGUCUGUCAUAGAGCAGAAAACUUAUUUUGUCAUGCUGCCUCUUAGUUUUUCCUUAUUUGUUUUUGUGUAUUAUAAUUGUUCAUAAAAUCACUGAGGUAACUUAAUUCCAGCAAGACGGAUCAGUCUCAUUGUUGAGUCAACCUUAUUGAAGAGUUUCUUUGCUUCUGUGUGUAGAUGUAGGAAAUAGCACUUUAUCACAACUGUGAGUAACAGCAAACACUGUUCUUGAUUAUAUCCUAUGUUAUUAGGUGCUGAUAGAACAUCAUGAUCUUGGAAAUUAACUGUCAUUAAUUAUUCAUUGAAUGAAUACAGUUCCUGUAUUUGUACCUGUUGCAGUGCAUGUGAAUGAAGAGGGAAUGAACUUUCCUGUCUUCCCCAGCUGCAUCCCUUCACUCUCCUCCCAUGUAUCUCUUGAGUCAUAUAUGUGUUUUUAGGAAAGGACUUGGUAUUUCCUAAUAUACUCUUCCAUAGGGUCUUUCAGAGCCCAUUACAGAAAGGAUCAAAGACAACAUCCUGUCAUAUGUUUGAGUUAAUAGCACUGCUUUCCCUCCAGUUGCAGCUGGUUCCACUCUUGACACUUCCUAGUUGUUGAGGUCUGGUGCCAUACCUGCCUCAGGACAGUCUUCCCUCAGUCUCUCUCAGACCUAAGGCAAUGCCUGUUUGUUGCCUCCACGGUUCUGCUUUAUAUUGGUUUUGACAGUGAAGUUCCUGAUGCCUUCCUGAGGCAGUAGAAGUUUACUGGCAUAUACACAGCAGGCAUCUCAUAUUUACAAGUGAUGGCAAGAGUUUUGUUAAUUCUUUACCCAUCUCUAUUAUCAUUCUUCCUGUAUUUUUUCCUGUAUCUGUGAGAAAGGGCACUGAAUUAAUAGCCUGAACAUGCACUGCGAGGUUAUGUAGCCUGUGUUAUCUUAAUUUUUAUUUUAAUUUCAAGCCAGUGCCAGGUGCAUCACCAAAAUGAAAUUGGUGUAUCGCAUCAUCUGGAUUCUAAACUCUAAUCUUGUUCCUGUUUUUGUCCUAUUUAAUCAGAGUAUGACACUCUCUACGUAUUUGGAUCUCCUUGGCUUUUUCCCCUGAACAGUGACCAUAAUAACAAUGACAGAAGAUGUUAGUUAGUGAAUUUGUUUUCUAGGCCUUAGAUUGGACAGAUGUUUGUCUUGAUGAGCCAAACAUUAUUUCUUUAAUCCGGGUUGGUUCCAGUGUGUUUCUAUUGAAUUACUUACUACUUUGUAAGUUAUGAAAAUUUAAUGGUUGUGUCCUGUUUCUCUAGAAACUGUAUUGAUAAAGUUGCUUUCAAGACAUAAAGUUCUCUAGCUUCUUGAAUUAAAUUUCUUACCUAAUUAUGGCAAUUAAAGAAAGAAUCUCUCUCUGUUUCAGGGAUUUAUCCAUGAGUAUAUUUUUGUCAGCUCAGUCAUGAAUUAGUGCUGAUUAUAAAAUAAAGGUAAUUUUUGUUGAUUUUAA